Spirometra erinaceieuropaei is the source of this 1764-nucleotide messenger RNA. The record is from the annotation of a GenBank genome assembly. Lineage: Eukaryota; Metazoa; Platyhelminthes; Cestoda; Diphyllobothriidea; Diphyllobothriidae.
AUGUCUGGGAACGUCCUUCCGAGGUCUAGCUUGAAGGCCCCUCUAUCGUUGGGAGUUGGCCGCUAUAUUUGCCAACUAAAGCGCCUUACUUUUAAGUUUUGCAAAGCUCGAGGUGAUAGUAUUGGCGUUAGGGACUUUAUAGAAAAAGAGGUUGUUGAAUUCGCCCGGAACAAUCCAUCGGUUGUUGUAUACCUGAAACCCAGGCGACAUCGCUCUCCUCUUUUGGUUGCUGAAUACCGUAAGUGCCUGUCCAUGUCGUGGUCAGUCGGCCUUCUUAGCGGCUACUGUGGUGUUGCCAUCCCUUACGCGAAUAUAAUCAGAUUCGACUUUUAAGUGCCCCCAACGACCUCAUAUUUAUAGUCCACGCUAAUUUACCGCAGAGUUGAUUAUUAAGGACACAUACUGCAAUACUGCUGCCAUCUAUGCCAUAUUUAACACAUGGACGCCCUUAGUGAUAUUUAUUUACGAACCUUAGUGACCGCUCUUGAGUUCAAAUCUUGUGUUGAUAGGCCUCUUGAUAAAAAAUAACCCUUCAUUUUUCCAUUGGGCCAACAUCAGCGUGGCUGUUUGUCAAUCUCUGAUCGCGGACAUUUUGGCUCAUUGAGAGGAAACGGCUACUUGGGAUCAACGCCAUAUUAUUUUUUGUUUGAACCCUGCCUUCUUCCUUUACACAGGGUCGUGUUCACCCAACAGUGUCCAGGUCACAACUCGAAUCUCGUCUUCGGGCGGUGCCAUACAGUGAUGUACGGCUUUCUGAUGUCGCAGUAAAUCGGAUUUAAGCCAUCUAACUGCUAUAGGUAGUCUCUGGACCGUUAGCAAGUGGUUUUCGGGCACAACGCUGGUAGUGUAUAAGUAUCAGUGUUAUUCUCAAAGCACCUAUGUAGGUCUUGUGGGCUUCGAAAAUGAUGCGUGACAAUCAAUAUUUUAUAAUCUGACUUGCGUUCUUGAUUGCCACUGUAUUCUUUUGAUGCUGCCCCACAGCGAAGUCCAGCGUUCGAUGCGCCCAGGAAAACAGUGUUGUUUUCAUUGGCGGCUACUUGUUAACUUAUGGAGUCUUCGAUCACCAAUAAUUCUGACCAACACCUGUCGCCGAAAGCAACAAGAAUUGCACGCAGAUGUUCCAUUAAGAAGAUGUAGCCGAUAAGCCGGCACUAUAGGACCGACGUCUCAUCGUUACUUCGUCAUCAGUGUGACCCUCUGCGUUAGAUCGUUCAUCCAUUCAAACCGACAGAAUAGCAGAUUCCCCCGUUUAACCACCUGUCACUAGGGUAACCCACUUUGACUUCUGGUGAUAAUUGUCAUAAAAGGGCAAGGAGCUUUGUCGUGUGAUCGCGCUCUGUCACCAUAUUCGGAGAAUAGUUUGCUCUGCGAAGCCAAAGACAUGUUUAUUUGUACGCUGAAAAUUAGGGGAUUUAAUUCAGUCGGCAAUUUUUUGCUGUUUUAGUGAAUGGCAACUACCAUUAUCUGCGUCUGUCCAAAAUGAGCUGUGAGGAAAUAAACGCCUGGGUCGAGCACUUCCGUACGCGGUCCGGUGAAAAUAUCAUGCCCAUUUACAAGCCACGAAGUACAAAUAACCCCUCAAUCCAAGGGAUGUGGACUCCUUUUUCAUCUUCUCAUAAUUCUGGACGGUCUGUAAUGACUCCGUCGGAGAUUUUGGCUAAUCUUGAGAAACUAUCGGUCUGCGAGUUUGAACGAGACCAGUCGGCGGAGGAUUACGUGCGCGACCUGGACCAACGGCAGCGCCGCAGAAUUGCGAGCGAAUGA